This is a messenger RNA of Ostrinia furnacalis (Asian corn borer), 3562 nucleotides long. RefSeq names its product leucine-rich repeat-containing protein 49. The record is from RefSeq and is a predicted model, not a curated record. Gene Ontology annotation, molecular function: protein binding. The transcript has 12 exons. Lineage: Eukaryota; Metazoa; Arthropoda; Insecta; Lepidoptera; Crambidae. Bases 208 to 3072 code for a protein of 954 amino acids.
CUACAUAAUCAUUGUUUUCUUGGAGUUAUUUUAACAAAGAGCCUAAAUAAGUCAACGUCAGUAGACGAUUGAUUUGUAACUUAGCAACCAGUUGACACUGUUAAAAUGGACCAAAACUGCCUUUUGUACGAAUUUAUUUUCAUAAAAUAAAAUUCAAGUGGGGCCAAUUAGAUAAACUUUAGAACUAGUUUAAUUGCUUUAAAGCUAAUGCCUAUCACAUACAACCGUGGUAACGUCAGGAAAACAGCAUUUCGUGCUAGGGGUCGAUCGGCGCAAUCCCUCGAUAUUGGUGGGCCGCGGGUGGACGCAGGCGCGGGUGGGGAUGGCCGUUUGUUUUUGCAAAUACGGCCAGCGUUCGCCGACCCUCGAGCAGCGUUCGCGCAACGCUCUAAUUCAACAUUAUCAGGAAAUGAUUUUUUACCAAAAGAAGAUGGCAAAGACGACGCAAUUAAUUUACAAGCUGUGGGAGAAGGAAAAGUACAGCUUUCAAGAACUGCACAGGAAAAGGAUCGAUUACCAGAUAGGAUAACUUUGGAUAGGAGGGGACUAUCAUCUAUUCCCCAUAUAGUUGGAGAGCCUGGUCUAAGAUUAUUGUCACUACAACAUAACUUAAUCAAUAGCCUUUCAGGUCUGUCACCUUUAGAUUUAGGGAAACUGGUAUUCCUAGAUGUGUAUGACAAUCAAAUAGAUAAAAUAACAUGUUUAGAAAGACUUUUUAGUUUAAGAGUGCUUCUUAUGGGCAAAAACAGAAUCAAAAGAAUAGAAGGACUUUCAAACCUGAUAAAGUUAGAAGUUCUGGAUUUACACGGAAAUAGAAUAACUAAAGUUAGUGGCUUAUCUAAUCUAAGUGAACUAAAAGUACUUAAUUUAGCUGGUAAUCAAAUAAGAUGUAUUGGACAAACUGACCUUCAAGGGUUAGUGUCAUUGAGAGAACUGAACUUUAAAAGAAAUCGUUUGAAGAAAAUGCUUGGAUUUCAACACACACCAAAGUUGCAAAAACUUUACUUGGGUAACAAUGACUUGCAAAGUGUAGAAGAUGUUUCAUCUCUAGCUGAAGCUACUUCAUUGAUCGAUAUAGCUUUGGAUGGAAAUCCAGUUGCAUUGGGAGGAGACAUUACACCGUUUCUAGUAUCUUAUCUUCCAAACCUGUUAACGCUAACAGGCAUGCACGUAACAGAUCAAGUUCGAAGAUCCGCAAUGGCUUGGCGAAGUAAUAAAGAAGCUGCUCAUGCAGCUUACUGUGCUCUAGGCGGGACGGCACAGCAAGCAGCACGACGUGAUCAAAUCAUACAUAAUGCACGGACUAACUGGGAGUUACUCAGGUCGGAAAACAAAUGUUUUUCUACUGCGAGUCAAACUAAAAAUGUAGAUGCGGAAAAAGAAUUUGAAUUAGACUCAUCUUCAGCAGUUGUCACUCCAAGUGAAAUACAAACUGUUGAGACUUCAAAUCUUCCCGAUGUUGUUAUUUCACUACAACACGUAGACGCUGAGGAUUCAGACUUUAAAAAUAGUAACAGUAACACUAACAUCAAAAUAAACAACGAGAACGUGGCAAAAGUAUCGCAAACAAGAAAACUACAGCGAAGUUCUACAGCAAAACCUUCAGAAAGACGUGUUAACUUUUCAGAAAGAAGCGCCUCUCAAGACACAGAUGCUUCACAUUCAACUUCUACGAGUAGUGAUUUGCGUUUACCACCGAUUCUUUUACCUAUAAUAUCGUCAUUAGAAAACGUAAAACUAUCCGAUGGCACUGAACCAAUAUUAAAACGAUGGGAAAGUAUUUCUAGUGUAGAUCCAAUAGUUGACUCUUCAUUUAGUUCAUUACCAUCGUCAUCUAGUGACAGUGAAGAAGAAACAAGAAAAAGGCAAAUAAGACGCAUGCCAACAGCUUUGAGACGUCGUGAUUUUAGCACUAUGCGUUCAAAAUCAGUUUGUGAUCCUGAAAGCCGAAGGAUAAAAAACAAAAACUUUGAUAAUAGUGAGAAUGCUAGCAAUAUUUCUAGCAGCACAAACGUGGGUUCAGUCGCUACACCAUCCACAUCGGGCAGUGAACAAAAUAGUAAAAUAUUAAGAAGAGAAGGUUCUAUUAAUAGUAGAAAUGGUAGUAGGAAUAUAAGAAGUGCAACAAUAUCCAGGAGAAAUGAAAGAGCUUCAUCAGCCAAUCGGGCUUCAACAGCAAGAGCAAAACCUGGAAAAAGUCUAGCUAGUUUCAAAUCAUCUGAACCAGUUCCAAAGCCUAUUUUGCCUUUGUCUAAAGACAGAGAACAAGGAGUUGAUUAUCUAGUUGAAGUUUGUGAUGGUGUGGUCAGUGCAUGGGGAGCCGGUGCAGUUAGGCGUCUUUCUAGAGACUGGGACUGGGAAAGAGCUCGGACAGUUUCUCGUGCUGCUUUUCAUUAUGUACACUUCAACGCCGUAGCACAAUCUUUGCCUGAACUUAAAACAAAGUUUCCGAAUGUAACUCAUAUAUCCGUGAGAGCAACUGGUCUUCAGUGGCUUGGCCAAUUACAUGCUUUAGCAGAGUUACGUGGCUUAACUGGUUUGUCAGUUAUGUCUGAAGGCAACCCAAUACAUACAAAGAUUUGGCGAGAAUAUGCUGUGUACCGACUAGCACAUUGGGGCCUAAAAGAAAUUAACGAUGAACCGGUAACUGAUGAAGAUAUAAAAGCUGCAAACCAAACAUAUGGCGGUCUUAGCGAUAUAGUGCUACGAGCUUUACCAGAUGCUCCAUUGCAACCACUUUUAUCACGAUUGGGGAGAAGCGGAAACAGUUCUGUUAGUGCUAAAGCAUGGUUAAGAGCAGCAGAUCCGGCUUUGAGAGAUGUAAUAGCAAAAGAAGCUCUUCAAUAUAAGAAAGGGAAUGUGUCUCAGGAAGAUAUGAGUUGGAGAGUACGUGGUCGCGGACAAUUAUCACAUGCUAUAGAACUAGCUUGCGGAGCUGCGCAACGGUUGCGAACUCUUGAACUUCAAUGGCCUACAAUGCUUAUAGAAAUGAUAGAAGGUAUACUACGAGAUUUCUCCGAUAUGGAAGGCCACGUGAAAGAACAAAUGCGUAUGCUUAUGGAUACUUUAUAAAAUAUGUUCUGGUUUAAGGUAAUUUAUUGGUAAAAAUUCAAGUAGUUACAUACAUAACCAACUGAGUACCUACACGUUUACUUUAUUCAAAAACAUUGAAAUGUCCAAUCCUGCUUGAAAUAUAAAUUUUUAAGUUUAAUCUGAUAAAAUCACAAUAAUACUUAAUAUCUGAAUUCAUUUUUGUGUAAUAUUAUUAUCUAUUACUGACCCAGUUUCGAGUUGAAGAGUAAGCAAAAUGUAAUAAUAGAAUCGAAUGACUGACGAAACAUGACUUUUUAAAAACCUUUAUAAAUACCGCCAAAGUUUUCAUUAUAGUGGUAAUAAUGUUAACCUACAAGCAAACAAUAAAAAUGUCUUCAUUACAAUCAAAAAGUAUCGAAUUAUCCAAUGCACACUAUAUUUAUCAGUUUUUAUUUAUUUAUAGGAUAAACUAGCUGACCCGGCGAACUUUGUUCCGCCUUAAUGGCACUAAAAAGUAUCCUAUGUCCUU